AUGUAUCGAUCGAUUUGCUCUCAAAUGUUGUGCUUGAAAUGGUUCAAAUCACCACCGGAAGAAGUUUCGAUAAUGGAUAUGCCAGAUUUAGUGAUGAGAAAGAUUUUGGGCAAUGUCGACUUUUUAACCAUCAUGAAACUCCGAAAAGUGUGUCACGCAUUCCGAAACUUUAUCGACGAUACAAAACUGGAUUAUGGGUUUAAUCGAGUGUGUUUCGUGUUUCGACCAUCUUUAAUCCGUGUGGUAAUUUAUCGGUCCAAUCCAAUGGUAUCAAGUAAUACCGAUCCCAUCACAUUAAACUAUGCCAAUCGCAUCAUUUUAAAUUACGCGAAAUACGCGACGAGUAGUUUGGUGAAUAUAACUGGAUGGGAUAGAGUAAAGUUUCUAGAAGAGGAAGAUUUUUUGGAUGUGUUUUCAAGAGAUUUCAAAGUAAUCUUGAGAAACCAACGACUGGGUUCGAUGAAAUUGGAAAUAGAGGAGAACCAAGACUACGACCUUCUUGAUUCACUGUUUUACAAGGAGUUUUUGAAAGGAAACUUCACAUUUAUCAGUAAUAAGAAAUAUGGGUGGUGGUCUUGUCGUCGGAACAGAUUAAAAUCUCAAUGGGAAUUUGUGGAUCAUUUGCGUGAUGUCAACGGCGAACCUCUUUUGAAACCAUCUGUCGACCAGUUCUAUGAUUGUUUCAAAACUGUUCUGAAAUCAAGAGGCAACCUCAUUCGAAUAGAAGAAUUGUAUAUAGAAAUUAUGGAAUCCUAUCAUUUUAUGGAUAUCGCUCGUUUCAUUGAUAUGAAACACAUGAAAUGCCUAGAUAUAGUCCGUCUGGAUCAAUCUGGUUUCAAAAAAGAACAGCAGUUUCUCGACGAAAUUGUAGAAUUGGAUGGCUGGGAGUGCAUUCAAGAAUUGACAAUCAGUAAUUUCCAUGUCACUAUACCGCUUGAAAGAUUUCUACACAAAUCACACUUGAACAUUCAAAUUCCAACAAUUUCCAUGGAAGAUGUCCUUCUCCUGAAGAUGAGACUACUCACUUCUCCAGUUUUCGAGGAUUACACAAUUUAUUCUGACGAUCUGAAAGACAUGGACCGGUUAAUCUCUGUUCUAGGACGUUUUCAAGUUGACGACGAUCAAGAGAAACAUUGGUAUUACCGUAUUCCGGACACAAAACAAGUACUCGAUAUCGGCCAUGCACAUGAUUAUAAUCAUACUUACUUUUCUUUUUUCCGGUCGGAAAUUAGCGAUGUUCCUAAAAAUGCAAUAAUUUAUUGA
Messenger RNA from Caenorhabditis remanei, 1263 nucleotides. RefSeq lists its product as uncharacterized. Gene Ontology annotation, molecular function: protein binding. Gene Ontology annotation, biological process: innate immune response. Bases 1 to 1263 code for a protein of 420 amino acids. Lineage: Eukaryota; Metazoa; Nematoda; Chromadorea; Rhabditida; Rhabditidae. The record is from RefSeq and is a predicted model, not a curated record. The transcript is spliced from 3 exons.